CUCACCGUCGAACAAGCAGCUGUCUCAAAUAUCCAGCACAGUAGUUUAGCUAUUCCAUUUUGCAAAUUAUUUGAUGGGAAUUCUUGAAGUUGUCCAGUGAGACCCCCUCCAUGACUUAGUCUGCAGAGGAUGUGUUUGAGUCCUGUGACCUCACCACCACCAGCUGUGUCAACCAAACCCAUCAACAGCCAAGCCCACAGCAGCUCAGGACACAGCACUCCAAUCAAGCCCACUGCCACUGACCCAAACAAAAACAAGAGAUUGAAAACAUCCCACACAAAAUAAUCAGAUUGGCCUCACAGUUCGCCAGGCAGAGCUUGAUAGUGUGGAGUCAUUGCUUGUUGGUCUGGGGCUGCUCCAGAGGAGGUGCACCUGAUCUUCCAGUUAUAUGUAUUAGCAGGAUACCUCAGGGAGAAAGAUUCACUGAUACCAGGAAAAAUAACACUGCUUAAUCACCACACUUCCUGUGGACCAUACCAGGCGUGUUUCUUCUCCAGACCAGCUGCCUGCAGUGAUUCGGUGUCAACUGAAGGAACCCACAGAUAAAAAGUGGCAGUCGUUUAAGCAUCUCUUCUGUGAAGUUAAGAGUGUUUGUGAAAUUUGGAAGUUCUAACUCGUUUUGAAAAGAGGAAAGAUCUCCUCACACAUCUAUCUCUGAGGAAUUUCCAUCAAUGUCUGUUUGAGUUGGAACUUAAAUCUCCUGGAUUCAAUUUCCCUGCAAGUUUUAAGCUGACAAGAUGGCACCCCGAAAUAGACGAUCGGACAAUGGUUGUUGCAGUCUGCUGUUUCUACGAUACGUCUUAUUUGUCUUCAAUGUCCUUUUCUGGGCGACUGGUCUGGCGUUCCUGAUUAUGGGGAUAUGGACAAUUGUCAACAAGCACCGUUAUGUCAGCCUCCUCGGCAACAACACCUACCCCGCCACCACCUUCCUCUUCCUCGCCAUCGGCACCAUCAUCAUCUUCGUGGGAAUCCUCGGAUGUCUUGGCACAGUCAAAGAUAAUCGAUGCUGCCUCGUCUCGUACGCCUUCCUGCUGUUGGUGAUCUUCCUGCUGGAGGCUGUGGCUGGAGUGCUGGCCUACAUGUACGAAGGAGCAAUCCGAGAGGAGUUGACGAGGAACUUGAAUCACACAAUCAUCAACAACUACAACUUCUACAACAGCAUCACAGAUGCAGUCAACGACAUGCAAAAGGAGUUCCAGUGUUGUGGCGCCGGCUCGUACAAAGACUGGCACUACUCGCGCUGGCUGAAGAUGGACACGGCCACGGAGAAUGUGGUGCCCGACAGCUGCUGCAUCUCCCCGAUGCAGUUGUGCGGCAAGAGUGACUCCCCUUCCAACAUCUACUGGAAGGGUUGCUCCCCACGCUUGGAGGAAUCGGUCAAGAAACACUUGAUUCUGAUUGGCGGGAUAGGACUGGGUCUGUGUUGUGUACAGAUAUUUGGUAUAAUAUUCGCCUGCUGCCUGGCUCGGAAGAUUAAAGAAAGCAAGGAAAGUUACUGACAAUCAAAGAUGAAGGUCAGAUGGUCUGAGUGUCAACAAAGUGCUACAGACUGACACACUCCAGACGACCGAAGAGAGCUCGCCAUGGCUUAUAUAUCAACAAGUUUGCGUCCAUGCUUUACUAAUGAUAUCGUCAUAUUACAAGUGCUAAUUUAUCACAGGAUGGCCCUGUUGAAAGUAAUUGUCCAUAGAUUUCCAGAUUUGUACAUGGAUUAGAAUAUAAAUAUUAUAAACAAUAUGCUGUUGAAAUACUGUUACGUCCAUUGUGAUUGUCACACAGAACAUUGUGAGUAUUUUGUGUCCUUUUUAAAGUUUUGUUAAAUGAUUUUAUGAACGCUUCACAAGAUUGCUUCCCUUAAUGACAAAGAUGUGAAGUAAGUGAUGAGUGCCAAUAGUGAAGGGAGGGAAGAAUGUGAUUCACAGACAUCAUUGCAGUUGUCUCUAGUCAGAUGUUGUCAACAAACUAGCUUGAACAGUAUGGCUAGAUUGUAGCUGCGGAAAGAGAGAGGUGAGGUGGUAGAAGUGAGGGGUGAGGUGAUAGAAGUGAGGGAUUUGAUAGAAGCGAGGGGUGAGAUGAUAGACGUAAGGCUGUGGUUUGAUAGAAGCAAGGGGGUGAAGUGAUAGAAGUAAGGCUGUGGUUUGAUAGAAGCAAGGGGUGAGGUGAUAGAAAUGAGGGGGCGAGGUGGUAGACUUUCAAAAUUCACGACUCACCCUCUUGGACAAUGGAUAUAGCUGGAAUAUUACUGAGUGCGGCGUAAAACUUAACUCACUCACUCACUCUUAGACAAUGGAUAGUUAGUGUAUAACGCUGCUGUGGUGACAGAAGGAUUGUAACGCCAUGUCAUCAAAGACCUGUAACUGGCAUAAGCUAAAACACCUUUGUGAAGCUGUUCCCCAUUCUCUCUGGCCAUGCUGUUCAGGUUAUAUGUUAUUUUUAUUUGUAUAUAUAACCUUAAUGACUAAUGUAAUUAUUUAUCCUAUUUAUUGUUGAUCUGUAACUUGCACUGUUACCAUAGUUACAUGUGGGCACCGUUAGUUUAGGUCUUGCACAGCUUUUAGGGAAAUGGUUGCAUGAGGUACAAAUGUAGUAACUAUGGUAACCUAGAAAAAGUUCACGUCAUGAAGAUAGAGAGAGAUACCAUACACCAUACACAUUUGACCUUGACCUUAAAAACUUUACUUUUGUUUACUCAUGCACUGAAUGCACUUGCCCAUCUUAGAUAUUGCUUGACACGGGCUUCAGGUUAUUAAUUAAGUUUACAAGUAUCUCAUGAUCUCGUAAUAGAGUAGACAUUGUGAGAUGAAAGGUGAAAUUUAUCUCAUGUAAAUUAUCACAAAUAUAGUCACUGAUACAAAGCCAUUCAACCUGUUGCUUCAUGCAUCAUAAAUGUCAGUCUCAUUUGUGCUCUCAAGUACAAAAACUGUUUUGAACAAUUGUAACUGACCUUGACCUUACUGAGGUAAAACUGAACACGUUACGACUUAGAAAUUUCACCGUGUGUAUUUUCCUAGUUGCUCCUAGGGUGAGCUUUAGCAACGUGGGCAGUGGGGUAGGCUAGUGGUUAAGGUGCUGUGCGUCACGCUGAAGACCUGGGUUCGAUUCCCCACAUGGGCGUAAUGUGUGAAGCCCAUUUCUGGUGUCCCCCUCCACGAUAUUGCUGGAAUAUUGCUAAAAGCGGUGUAAAACUAAACUCACUCACUCACUCACUCACUCACUCAUAUACGUACAAAACAACUGAAGUUAAUGGACACCUUAUUCUUUCAUAUUACCAUUAAAUUCUACAAAAACAUCCCCCAAAAUAUUAAAUGUAAAAUUUGUGGCAAAUGACUGAAUUGUAAUCCUGGUAAUUCUAUUGGUUGAAUCUAUUUUAGACAGAUCAGUGUUUGUACAUAGUAAAAUAUGAAAGUUUUAUUGGUGUUUCUUUCGUCUUUGCAGUUUUAAAGGUGAUGAUGGUGAACAAGAUUUUAUGAGUGCUUCAGAUGAUGUUGAUUUUCUUUUUCAAAAUUGGGGGUGGGUGGGGUGUGUGUGUUUACAGUUUUAGGGCCAAAGGAAGUUAAUAGGUUGGUCAAAAAUAUAAAUUCCAGUAUAAAAUACAUUAUUAUUAUUUUUCAAAAAAGAGUAGAUUG
Molecule: messenger RNA, 3626 nt
Organism: Haliotis rubra (blacklip abalone)
Lineage: Eukaryota; Metazoa; Mollusca; Gastropoda; Lepetellida; Haliotidae
Product: CD151 antigen-like
Exons: 9
Coding region: 738-1499 (253 amino acids)
Cellular component (GO): membrane
Source: RefSeq, a predicted model, not a curated record